UGCAACGAGCCGAGGGAACGAAGAGGAUCAAGCAAGGCGGCCUGACCUGUCUUCAGAUGUCAGCGGCCAAUCCGUUCUAAACUCGGUUCCCCGGACAGUUCAGCCACAACCCCCUUCCAUCCCCGGCUCGUGCGCGAUCCGGCCGCGCUCCGACCUCGCCGCGGGCGAUGUCCUCCUCCGUCUCCGUCGCGGCGGAGUGGGACCUCCUCUCUGACCGUUUCUACCGCCGCAUCACCAUCUACUCCCCCCUCCCCUGGUCCUCCCCGGCCACCACCACCGCCUCCUCCUCCGGCGGCGGCAGCUCCGGGGUCAGCCGCCUCGACCUCUCGACCCACAUCGUCGCCGCCGCUCCCUUCGGCGGCCCGAUUGCCGCCGUCCGCGACGACUCCAAGAUCGUGCAGCUCCACUCCGAGCCCUCGCGCCGUCGCCUCCUCCUCUUCUCCUCAUCCGGCCACCCACUCGCCUCCUCCCCUUGGACGCCCCACCUCCCCCGCCUCCACUCGCUCGCCUUUUCCAGCUCCCUCAACCUCCUCGCCCUCCUCUCCGAUGGUUCCCUCCUCCGUUUCCGCCUCCCCGAUCUGAAUCCCAUUACUAGCUCCAGCCCCGUGCCCCUGCUGCCGCCUGCCUCAGGCGGCGUCGCCGACGCUGUUUUCUGGGGAGGCGGCGUGGCUAUCCUCACCGAGGACAACCGCGUCGUGGUCACCACCGACAUCGAAGUCGACGACCCGCACCCGCGGGAGCUCGCCGACCCGGGCGUUGCCGAGGACGAGCAGGUGCUGUGUAUGGCCGUGGUGGAGCCACAGCUCGUCAUGUCCGGGAGUCCAGAGGUUCUGCUUGCAGUUGGCGAUCGGGUAGUGGCAGUUGACGAGGAUGGCGUGCAGGUGCUCGGAGAGGCCCUGGAGAUUGGACCCGUGCAGAAAAUGGCGGUGUCACCAAACGGAAAGCUGCUUGCAGCGUUUGCACAUGAUGGGCGCUUGCUCGUAAUCCCCACGGAUUUUUCCAGGAUCAUAUUCGAGUAUGAGUGUGAUUCUGCAUUACCACCGGAUCAAAUUGCUUGGUGUGGGUUGGACAGUGUGCUCCUUUACUGGUCUGAAGUGCUUUUGAUGGUUGGACCCAAUGGAGAUCCAGUGCAGUACAAUUAUGAUGAACCUGUAAUGCUCAUUCCAGAGUGUGAUGGCGUAAGAAUCCUCACAAAUUCAAGUAUGGAAUUUCUACACCGAGUUCCAGAUUCUACUACAUUAAUUUUUGGCAUUGGAAGCAUGUCUCCAGCAGCAUUACUGUAUGAUGCUAGAGAUCACUACGACAAACAAAGUGCCAAGGCUUAUGAUAACUAUCAGCUAAUAUCAUCUUCCUUGCCCGAGGCGAUUGAAGCAUGUAUUGAUGCUGCUGGAUAUGAAUUCGAUGUUUCACGCCAACAUACAUUACUGAGAGCUGCGACUUAUGGUCUAGCUUUCUGCAGUCGAUUUCCACACGGGCGCUUUCAAGAAAUGUGCAAAAUUUUACGCGUUCUAAAUGCUGUUCGUGACCCUGAGAUUGGAAUGCCGCUUACCGUGAAGCAGUACAGACUGCUUACUGCAACUGUGCUCAUUGGACGUCUGAUUAAUGCUAAUCAGCAUCUUUUGGCACUUCGCAUCUCUGAGUACCUUAACCUGAAUCCGGAGGUUGUGAUUAUGCAUUGGGCAUGUGAGAAGAUAACAGCCUCAGCUGCAAUUCCAGAUGUAGUUCUUCUUGAAGGUUUGCUUGGCAAGCUCAGGUUAUGCAAAGGCAUAUCAUAUGCUGCAGUGGCAGCUCAUGCAGAUAAGAGCGGCCGGCGAAAGUUGGCUGCCAUGCUCGUUGACCACGAGUCCCAGUCCUCGAAGCAGAUUCCUUUGUUGCUAAGCAUCGAUGAACAAGACAAAGCAUUACAGAAGUCAAUUGAGAGCGGUGAUACUGAUCUUGUGUACCUUGUGCUUUUCCAUAUCUGGCAGAAGAUAUCUGUAGAAAAGAGCGCUCCUUUGGAUUUUUUUGGUGUAAUCAACGCAAGGCCUUUGGCUAGAGAUUUGUUCAUAGCAUAUGCAAGACACUCUAAGCAUGAAGCUUUGAAGGACUUCUUUCUAUCAACAGGGAGGCUCCAAGAUGCUGGCUUCCUUUUGUUGAAGGAGUCAAGAGAAUUAGAGAGGAAUCCAAUGGCAAGCAAGGGGUCUCCUCUCCAUGGUCCACAAGUGAGGCUCGUUGAGCAGGCCCACAGGCUUUUUGCUGAGACCAAAGAACAUCUUUUUGAAUCCAAAUCUGCUGAAGAGCAUGCCAAAUUGCUAAGAGUGCAGCAUCAACUAGAAGUUUCCACGAAGCAAGCAAUAUUUGUUGGUUCUAGUGUCAGUGAUACAAUAAAAACUUGUAUUGUAAUGGGAAAUGAGCGAGCUGCAGUCAAAGUGAAAUCAGAGUUCAAGGUUCCUGAUAAAAGGUGGUACUGGUUGAAGUCGUGUGCUUUAGCAACAGUUGGUAAUUGGGAUGCUUUGGAAACAUUCUCGAGAGAGAAGAGACCACCAGGAGGCUAUAAACCAUUUGUGGAAGCAUGCAUUGAUGCCGGUCAAAAAACUGAAGCUCUCAAAUAUAUUCCAAAAUUAACAGAUCCUGGUGAAAGAUCUGAGGCAUAUGCGCGUCUCAAUAUGACUGAGGAAGCUAAAAAGGCAGCAUCAGAGGCUAACAAUGGCGACGAGCUAUUUGGUCGCCUAAAGAGUACUCUGGCGCAGAAUACUCUUAUCGACACACUACGGGAUCGACUAUCGUUCCAAGGAACGUACUGAGAUAUGUGCAAGCACAGGUCGCGAUGCCUUAUGUUUGUGUUCACUUUUUCGUUGUGUAUGAAUCUCCACUGUGAAUACCCAUCUGUAGAAACUGAGGAUUUCCAGUGCGAUGGAAAAUGUGUAGAGGAGGGAGAACUGGACAAAUAGGAGGUUUUGAAAUGUAAAUGUGCAAUAUCGACAUGUUGGUUUCAUCGAUCCUGCGAACCAUGAAGUUUUACUUGAUGCUGUAUUCUAAGUUUAUAUAACUAAAAUUCGUGAA
Messenger RNA from Triticum aestivum (bread wheat), 3042 nucleotides. RefSeq names its product protein VACUOLELESS1. The transcript is spliced from 15 exons. Gene Ontology annotation, molecular function: actin binding. Bases 168 to 2783 code for a protein of 871 amino acids. Gene Ontology annotation, cellular component: cytoplasm; HOPS complex; lysosomal membrane. NCBI's taxonomy places the organism in Eukaryota, Viridiplantae, Streptophyta, Magnoliopsida, Poales, Poaceae. The record is from RefSeq and is a predicted model, not a curated record. Gene Ontology annotation, biological process: endosomal transport; vacuole fusion, non-autophagic; intracellular protein transport.